UUCGUUUUAGCAAGGUGACGGAAGGGCGACGAUGCCUUUGCUGCGUGUCAAGGUCGUGUCUGCGAGCAAGUUGCUUGCCUUGGACAGCAACACCUUUGGUGGGGGACCUUCGUCGGAUCCAUAUGUGCGCUUGACAUGCGGGACCGAGACGGCCAAGACGAAAGAAGUGAAAAAGUCGUUGAACCCUCAAUGGCACGAAGAAUUUCGGUUCGGGGAAGCAGUUCUCCUCGAUGUGUCAACGGCGUCGUUGCACUUUCGCGUCAAGGACCACAACGUGCUCGGCCCGGCUGAAGAUCUCGGGGAGGUCACCGUGGCGUUGGAACCUCUCCUGCCGAGUCAAUGGAACAAACUGACGUUGCCGCUGGAAACCCACACGAGUAUGAAAAAGGCGGCCAGCGGGGAGUUGGUUGUGGAGAUUUUCUUGGACCCGACGCAAGGCGUGGGGACCGCGGCCCUUCCCCCGUUGAGUCAUGCGCCGAGCAGUACCUCGGACGAAUCGACUUCCGCGGACAGUCCAGAGGCCGCUGCGGUCGAAGGCGACGGCUCUGCCGCUCCAGCUGCUUCACCUCCCGCACCGUGGACGUUCAACGUCCUCGCUGUGAGCGUGCUGGAAGGCAAAGGAUUGAAAGCGCUCGACGGCGACGGCGCCGACUCCACCAGCGAUCCUUUCGUGACGCUCACGCUGGGGGACGACAUAUCAGCCAAGCCGCUCAAAACCAAGGUCCAUUCAUAUCGCUCUUUUCACCCAAAUGUGGACUGUUGGUUGAUUUUGCCAAGCCAUUUGAUAAAAUUUAAGCCUGUACAAACUAUGCAAUACAACAUGUAGAA
Aphanomyces astaci is the source of this 828-nucleotide messenger RNA. RefSeq lists its product as hypothetical. The record is from RefSeq and is a predicted model, not a curated record. Gene Ontology annotation, cellular component: endoplasmic reticulum. The coding region runs from base 32 to 826 and encodes 264 amino acids. Gene Ontology annotation, molecular function: lipid binding. NCBI's taxonomy places the organism in Eukaryota, Oomycota, Saprolegniomycetes, Saprolegniales, Verrucalvaceae. The transcript is spliced from 4 exons.